GAGAAAACGAGUCACACACAACUCACAAAAACCGAGUCAUAUUUUUUUCACACGAACAACACGUGUUUGGUUAAAAAAAAAACACUGUAAAUUUCACUUUCUCUGUAAAAUAAAUAAAUAAAACUCCAAAAUUUCAAUCAGCCAUCUCCACCAUAUAUCUCCUCCUCUAAAUAUGUUUUGACGGUGUCGGUGAUCUCCUCCUCCGCUCAGAUUUUUUAGCCUUCGAUUUUUUUUUUGUUUCCUUUUGUUCUUUAAAGAUCCGUUUCACUGUUUUUCGGAUCUAUUUUUUGCACCGAAUCCGAUUCAGAUCGGAUAAAAAAAUGGCAGCAUCGAGACGAUUACGUGAUCUCCAAUCGCAGCCGGGUAACAAGACUUGCGUCGAUUGCAAUCAAAAGAAUCCUCAAUGGGCAUCGGUUUCGUAUGGGAUCUUCAUGUGUCUGGAGUGUUCCGGUAAACACCGUGGUUUAGGUGUUCACAUCUCGUUCGUCCGAUCUGUUACUAUGGAUUCGUGGUCUGAGAUCCAGAUCAAGAAAAUGGAAUCGGGUGGCAACGAACGGCUUAACGCCUUUUUGGCUCAGUAUGGGAUCCCUAAAGAAACGGAUAUUGUUGCUAAGUAUAAUACUAAUGCCGCGAGUGUUUAUCGAGAUCGGAUUCAAGCUUUAGCUGAAAGUCGUCCGUGGCGGGAUCCACCGGUUGUGAAAGAGAAUCUCAACGGAGGUGGUAGUGGUGGUAUUAGGAAGCCGCCGUUGAGUAGUGGCGGUGGUAGUGCUAGGGGAAGUAAUUUUGCAGGGGAUAAUGGAGGGUGGGAUAGUUGGGAUAAUGAUGAUUCGUUUAGGUCUAGUAGUGAUAUUAAGAGGAACCAAUCGGCGAGUGAUUUUAGAGGAGGGAGUUAUCAUAAUGGUGGUAGAACGGGAGGUGCUCCGGUGAGGUCGAAGUCCACGGAGGAUAUGUACACGAGAUCUCAAUUGGAAGCCUCGGCGGCCAAUAAGGAGAGCUUUUUUGCGAGGAAAAUGGCGGAGAACGAAUCCAGGCCUGAAGGUUUACCACCUUCUCAAGGAGGGAAAUAUGUUGGGUUUGGAUCGACUCCCAUGCCUACCCAAAGGAUUAAUAAUAAUUCUCAGGGUGACGUGUUCUCUGUUGUUUCUCAGGGGAUUGGGAGGUUAUCUCUGGUAGCUGCAUCCGCUGCAAAUGUUGUCCAAGCAGGGACGAAGGAGUUCACCUCCAAGGUUAAGGAGGGUGGCUAUGAUGCCAGGGUUAAUGAAACGGUUGGUGUUGUCACUGCAAAGACAAGUGAAAUUGGCCAGAAGACUUGGGGCAUCAUGAAAGGAGUCAUGGCAAUAGCUUCACAGAAGGUUGAGGAAUACACUAAAGAUGGCAUGAACUGGAAAAAUGAUGGUAACUGGCAACGAAAUGAUAGCGAGAAGAAUGGAUAUUAUCAGGAGUUUAAACAGGAGAAUAAGGGAUGGAAUUCUACUUCUGGUGGACAAACCUCCUCUGGCGUAAAUUAUAAUUCUUAUAACUCAAAUUCUUGGGAUGAUUGGGACACAAAAGACAAUAGGAAGGAACAUACUACAAAAGUGACUGCUUCUCAUAGCAAUGAUGGUUGGGCUGGUUGGGAUGACCCCAAGGAUGAUGGAUAUGAUAGUUUCUAUAAUGGUGCUUCUGAUAAAAAUGCCGUUGGUCGCAAUGGAAAAUCAGAUGCCGCAUGGACUGGUGGAGGCUUUCUUUAAGGUUGGUGAACUUGAACUACAUUUAUCAGAAUCGUACCCACAAAAGGUAAUUUAGAAUGAUAUUAAAUUUCAUGAAGUUCAUAUACCUUUUAGCAAUUCACCCCUUUUUUUUUAUGUAUCUAUCUUUGAAAUUUUUACAAAGUAAUAUAUCUGGAGCAACUUUCAUGUUUGAGAGUAGUUUUAUCAUAUUUGUAAAACUGUGGACAGAAAGGGCUAAUUGUCCAAUUGGAAAGCCAACUGGUUGUGACUUGUGAGUGUGAGAAAACAUUAUUUGUGACAUGAAACUUAGUAUCAUUUGUUCUUAAUCAUUAUUUUUUA
This is a messenger RNA of Gossypium arboreum, 2048 nucleotides long. Its product is annotated as ADP-ribosylation factor GTPase-activating protein AGD7-like. Gene Ontology annotation, molecular function: GTPase activator activity. NCBI's taxonomy places the organism in Eukaryota, Viridiplantae, Streptophyta, Magnoliopsida, Malvales, Malvaceae. Gene Ontology annotation, biological process: vesicle-mediated transport. The record is from RefSeq and is a predicted model, not a curated record. Bases 321 to 1730 code for a protein of 469 amino acids. The transcript is spliced from 4 exons.